Molecule: messenger RNA, 1859 nt
Organism: Cajanus cajan (pigeon pea)
Lineage: Eukaryota; Viridiplantae; Streptophyta; Magnoliopsida; Fabales; Fabaceae
Product: LEM3 (ligand-effect modulator 3) family protein / CDC50 family protein
Cellular component (GO): endoplasmic reticulum; plasma membrane; Golgi apparatus
Source: RefSeq, a predicted model, not a curated record
AAAUUUUCUGGCAUAAGCCAUGGCGCAUGAAACAAACGUAACUCACGUGACGUGGUAGGUGCUAGGUUGAUCCGGGUAAACCAAUAGUUCCCGGAAUCUUGACAGUAACAGAAACUCUAAUCGCACUCGAGAGGGAUUUUCAUUUUGACGGAAGAGAACAAAACGAAACCGUGGAGGAAAAGAUUCCUUCGCUUCUCUUCUCUUCUCGUGUUGGGCGUUCACAUCACUUCCUUCUCUGCAAGCCAAGAAUAUAUACUCUUGCAUCGCAUCGCCUAUUUCUUCUUCCCUUGCUUCUGUUCCGAGAUCUGCGCAUUAUUCCAGUGUUGGGCAAAUGCAACUGCUGGUGAAAAUUGGGUAGUUCAUUUGUGGAGUGACACCCGUGGAACUUGGGAAGCUGUGUUAAUGGAUCUUGAUGGAGGGAAUUUGUCAACAGUUACCACUGGAGUGCAGGCAAUUCCCAUUCGUUCAACACGGCAUGGUGCACUCUAUCAGUUUACACAGCAGAACCUUCCAGCAUGUAAACCUGUCCUUACGCCUGCAACAGUCAUUACUACAUUUCUAUUGAUGGGUUUCAUUUUCAUUCCUGUUGGAUUUAUCACACUUCGUGCCUCAAUUAGUGUUGUUGAAAUUGUGGAUAGGUAUGACAUUGAUUGUGUACCUGAAGAAUUCAGAAAUAACAAGGUCGCAUAUAUCAAAGAUGACUCAUUAACCAAAAAUUGUUCACGAUUCUUAAAGGUACUUAAGCCAAUGAGAGCACCAAUAUAUAUCUAUUAUCAGCUUGAUAACUAUUACCAGAACCACCGACGGUAUGUCAAAAGUAGAAGUGACCAGCAGCUCUUGCAUGGACUUGGAUACAAUGAUACCAGUUCUUGUAAACCUUUAGAGUCCUCUCAUGAUCUUCCAGUUGUACCUUGUGGGUUGAUAGCAUGGAGUUUGUUCAAUGAUACAUAUACAUUCAGUCGCGGGCCAACAGAAUUGAAGGUCAAUAGGAAGAAUAUUGCAUGGAAGAGUGAUCGCGAUCAGAAAUAUGGAAAACAUGUUUACCCAUUUAAUUUUCAGAAUGGGACUUUGAUUGGGGGUGGAAAGCUGGAUCCAAGUAUUCCUCUUAGUGAUCAAGAAGAUCUCAUAGUUUGGAUGCGGACUGCUGCUCUUCCUAGCUUCCGAAAGUUAUAUGGUAAAAUUGAAGAGGAUUUGGAUGCAGAUGAUGUUAUAGUAGUCCACCUAAAGAAUAACUAUAACACUUACAGUUUUGGUGGAAAAAAGAAGCUUGUUCUGUCAACAUCAAGCUGGCUGGGUGGAAAAAAUGACUUCCUUGGAGUCGCCAAUUUAUUUGUUGGUUCCUUUUGUAUAUUGAUCUCCAUCGUCUUCCUGUUGCUUCAUGUUAAAAAUCCUAGACCUUAUGGGGACACGACCUACUUAUCUUGGAAUAGGAAAAUUGUUGCAAGCUGACAAGGAACGUUGUACACUGCUAUGAGCCAUCAGGAGUGGAAUAGUUGAAAGCUUGGGUGGUUUGCAUGAGGUGAUAAGAUCAAACCUCAGCAUUGCCAUUGUACACAAAGAUACACUAUAUUGAAAUAGAAACUGUAUGUGGUCUUGUAUUUUGCGACAUAUUUUUAGAUAAGAGAUUUGGAAUAAUUUAUUAAACCAUAAAGGCAUGGGUCGCUUUCACAUACCAAAUUUCAUACCCGAGUAGUCUGGUAAAUAAUGUUAUUAUAUGCGGCAGCAUAAACUAGAUAGGAUAUAUAAAAAUGUUUGUUUAGCUUCUCAGAGCAUUAUACUUUUCUAAUGAUAGAAAAGGGAGGUUGCUCUGUAUUUUUUUAAGAUGUUUCUCUUCAUAAUUCUAUCACUUUUUAAGCUUA